Molecule: messenger RNA, 1014 nt
Organism: Cordyceps militaris CM01
Lineage: Eukaryota; Fungi; Ascomycota; Sordariomycetes; Hypocreales; Cordycipitaceae
Product: Methyltransferase-16, putative
Exons: 2
Coding region: 1-1014 (337 amino acids)
Source: RefSeq, a predicted model, not a curated record
AUGGCGCGCUGGCAGGCUUCUGUGGACAAAUUCUGCUAUCAGUAUCUGCAAUUAGAAGCCGAGCCAAGUCUGCCACCGGCCGAACUUCUCAAGUUGCCUGACGCACAAGAGACCCUCUAUGAGAGAGCAUUCGCCGACAGUCUACCAUACCUGCCACCACAACGCUAUCGGUUACGCGUGCUCAAGGCCCUGGUAGCAGCCAUUGAAAACAGCAUCGACGACUGGGAGCAGUAUGCGCUUUCUGAUAACCUCAUGUCGGCCCUGACGACGCUGCUCGCCACGCCGCUGCCAUGCGAGAUUUACGCGGCGCAGCAGAAAUGCUACGUUACCUACAAGCUGUCGCUGCUGCCGCCCGCCGUGCCACCGCCGACAUUGACACUGCUUGAGAACCGCACCCUUAUUUCCGCCGGUGGCACCACGGGCCUGCGGACGUGGGAGGCGGCGCUGCACCUAGGCCAGUUCUUGUGCGAGCGGCCGGCCCUGGUGCGCGGCAAGCGGGUGCUGGAGCUCGGCACCGGCACCGGCUACCUGUCCCUCCUGUGCGCGCGGCACCUGGGCUCCUCGCACGUCGUGGCGUCGGACGGCUCCGAUGAGGUCCUCGGUAACCUCCCGAACAACUUCUUCCUCAAUGGCCUGCAGGACGCGUCGGCGCAAAUCGCGGCCAUGAAACUCAUCUGGGGGCACGCGCUCGUCGGGGGCGAGGAGCUGCGGUGGAACGGCGGCCGUGCCGUGGACGUGGUGCUCGGCGCGGACAUUACGUACGACAACAACGUGAUACAUUCACUGGUGGCGACACUGGUGGAUAUUUUCGCGCUGUAUCCGAGCGUUGAGGUCUACAUUGCGGCGACGAAGCGCAAUCAUGCGACAUUUGAGGUGUUUCUGGAUGCGUGCCGGGCGAUUCAGCUGUCCGUAGAGGAUCUACAUUAUAGCGUGACCCCGCGAGAGGAGCAAACUGGUCCAUUUUACAAUGAUCAGGUGGAAAUCCAGGCGUAUAAGAUAAAUAAUGUAGCAUGA